Molecule: messenger RNA, 781 nt
Organism: Lotus japonicus
Lineage: Eukaryota; Viridiplantae; Streptophyta; Magnoliopsida; Fabales; Fabaceae
Product: probable histone H2B.1
Exons: 1
Coding region: 97-546 (149 amino acids)
Biological process (GO): nucleosome assembly
Cellular component (GO): nucleosome
Molecular function (GO): protein heterodimerization activity; structural constituent of chromatin; DNA binding
Source: RefSeq, a predicted model, not a curated record
CUGAUAUAUUCAUUCAACCAAACCCUGUUCUGUGUUCCCAAUUCGCGAUCCAAUUCGAAACCCUAGAUAUAUUUUCUUCCCAAUUCUCAAUUUGUGAUGGCACCCAAGGCAGACAAGAAGCCCGCGGAGAAGAAGCCCGCCGAGGAGAAGAAGUCGACGGUGGCUGAGAAGGCUCCCCCGGCGGAGAAGAAGCCCAAGGCCGGGAAGAAGCUUCCCAAGGAGGGCGCAGCCGCUGCCGGAGACAAGAAGAAGAAGAGAAGCAAGAAGAGCGUAGAGACCUACAAGAUCUACAUCUUCAAGGUCCUGAAGCAGGUUCACCCAGACAUCGGUAUCUCCAGCAAGGCCAUGGGGAUCAUGAACAGCUUCAUCAACGACAUCUUCGAGAAGCUCGCUCAGGAAUCUUCCAGGCUCGCUCGCUACAACAAGAAACCCACCAUCACUUCCAGGGAAAUCCAGACCGCGGUCAGGCUUGUGCUGCCCGGAGAGUUGGCUAAGCACGCUGUGUCUGAGGGGACCAAGGCGGUGACGAAGUUCACAAGUUCUUGAACUAACAAUGAUAAUCCUGUGGCUUUCUGGUGUUGGUUUGUGUUCAAUUUCGGUGUUUGGUUUAGGGUUUUGCAUUAGGCGUUAAGGACUAUGUUAGAUCUUUAAUUUUUAGAUUUUUCUGUCAGGGAAGAAUUUGGAUCUGCUCGAUCCUAUUGUGUAUGGAUUUAGUUUUCUGAUGGUACAGACUUUCUAUCAACUGAUCUUAUGGAUUAAAUGUUUUACCCUUUUCGCGAUA